AUGCGUGCGUCUUUUCUUUUUCUUUUUCUUUCUCUUCUUCUAUCAGUGAACGGGAUUAGCCUGCCGAAGAUACCGAAAGUGAGUGGAACAAUGAUGCUGAACAUGUCUCUGACUUUUACAGCUUUCUGACCUCAUAAAUCCCUUUCAACAGUAUAAGUUACGUGAUAUAUUGUCUUCGCUGACCGAUCUCGAUACUCCGGAUAUCGCUUCUGUAAGAAGAAGUCUUCUUUUUUUAACGCUCUUCAUGUACAACUUCAGGACCAAUUACAACCCCUUCCGGAGCAUGAAUACACAGACCGAUUGAGCAGUAUUUCAGACCUGAACAGAUCCAAACGGUAGAUUGGCUGAUGGUUCCUAAUCAUGUCAAUUCCUUCAGAGAUUUACUUUUCCAAGGGGACAUUCAUCUCUCCUUCGAGCAUCUUUCUAACAUUGUUCGUGAGCAACUUGAUCAUCCGAGAAGCAAAAGAACUGCAUUCCGGAAUGGGCAGUACCCGAAAACCAUUUGGAAACCUUACGUUCCAUUCGAACUUCACUCCUCCCUUUGUAAGUGUUCAAUGAUUACUUCUCGUUAUUUCGUGAUUCCAGCUGCAAAGUCACGAGCUUCUCUCAUCGCUGCGAUGACAUUUUGGGAGAAGAACACGUGUAUUUCAUUCAAGAAACGGACGAAUGAAGAAGUUUAUUUGCUGAUGUCAGGAGCGGAGGACGGUUGCUGGAGUACUGUAGGAAGGGACGAGGCUCAGAAAGCGCAGAUCCUGAACAUCGGAGCCGGAUGCGAAAUGUUUGGAAUCACUUCGCACGAACUGGCGCACGCUCUCGGUCUCUUCCACGAGCAGUCCAGAUACGACAGGAAUAGUUACGUGCAAAUUGUGAAGUCGAGGAUAGCGUCGAAGAACUUUUACGAUUUCGCGGUAGUAGGAAAAAAGAAUAUGGACACGUACGAACAAAAGUACGACAUCGGAAGUGUGAUGCAUUACAGACCUACCGAGUGAGAAAUGACAAUGGAGAAGCGGUGAAUGGGGAAUUGUUAUAGGUUUUCGACGGACGGAGGGAACACGAUCAUUGCGAAAGAUUCGAAUAUGCAGAACACAAUGGGACAAUUCCGAGGCCACUUUCCUCGAUGUGGACAAGAUCAACAGGCACUACGACUGCGGAAGUCUGUGCAAGAACUCUCUGGAUUGUGCGAAUGGCGGGUAUCAGAACCCACGGAAUUGCAACAUUUGUGUGUAGGUCCUUCUGAUCUCCUGAACAGAUUGUAGUUGCGAAUGCAGGUGCCCUCCUGGAUACGGUGGAACGGAUUGUACGGACGUUGAGCCAUCGAAUCCGGCCAAAUGUAGCGGCAUUCUGACGGCUGGAGAGACGCAGAGAAAGUUCACGAUAAACAUGAAACCGAAGAACGAUGUGAACGGAGUCCGCAAGUGCAACUAUCACAUUCAAGUAGUCAAAGGUGGCACUCAACUCGGAAAGUCUCAGAAAAUUUCAGGCUCCUCCUGGAAAAAGAAUCGUGAUAAUCGUGGAUUCGGUGAUUGGAAAUUGUGUUCAAGGAUGUUAUGAGGAAGGCGUCGAACUUAAAUUGUACAAUGACAAAACGGUCACCGGCGCGAGAUUCUGCUGUAAACUGAAGCAGCCACAGACGGUUAUUUCUCAAGGAAAUGUGGUCCCUGUCAUGUUGGUGGCUGGAAAAGCGCAGUCUUUUGUUCAAUUGCGUUAUUCGACUGGCAAGGCGAACGUUUCAAAACUGAACAAACUUGUGCUUUCAGUGGAUCUUCCUCAAAACCGAAGUCCAACUGAUGGGAACAGUGCUUUUGGAAGUGUCAAUCCUCUUCUAAUCGAGAACUAUCAGGACAGUUCGAUUGAUAGUGAAGCUAUCAGAAAGGAAUAUCUGGUACUUUUCACAUCGUGCCAAUUUUUCUGAAAGAUUACUUUUCAGCUCAGAGCCGACGAUGUCGACGAGGAAGACUUUGAAACUCUCGUACGAGGGGAAUUCAUGAACGAUAAAGCCGAGGAGCUGUAG
Messenger RNA from Caenorhabditis sp. 36 PRJEB53466, 2011 nucleotides. The record is from the annotation of a GenBank genome assembly. NCBI's taxonomy places the organism in Eukaryota, Metazoa, Nematoda, Chromadorea, Rhabditida, Rhabditidae.